Messenger RNA from Dentiscutata erythropus, 1586 nucleotides. Lineage: Eukaryota; Fungi; Glomeromycota; Glomeromycetes; Diversisporales; Gigasporaceae. The record is from the annotation of a GenBank genome assembly.
UUGAUUGCAUUCUUUGUUGGUGACUUGGCUUAUGUUGAAGAAACAACAUCUGGAGUUCAAAAUGGAGGAAAACCUGUAUUAGUUCGAGUUUAUACACUAAAGGGCAAUGAAGAAACUGGUCGAUUUGCUUUAAGUGUUGCAGUAGAUUGUUUGGAAUACUUUGCCGGAGUUUUCGGAAUUCCUUAUCCCCUCCCCAAAUGUGAUAUGGUCGCCAUACCCGACUUUGAAGCUGGUGCUAUGGAAAAUUGGGGUCUUAUAACUUAUCGCACAACCGCAGUUUUGUUUGAUCCUAAGGCUUCCGACGCUAGAUUUAAGCAGCGUAUUGCAUAUACUGUAUGUCAUGAAUUGGCACAUCAGUGGUUUGGAAAUCUUGUGACCAUGGAAUGGUGGGAUCAUUUAUGGCUUAACGAAGGUUUUGCUACUUGGGUGGGAUAUCUCGCAGUUGAAAAGAUUUUUCCUGACUGGGAUAUUUGGACUCAGUUUGUCUCAGAAGGUUUUCAACGAGGACUUAAACUUGAUUCUCUUAAAUCAUCUCAUCAAAUUGAAGUGCCUGUAAAUGAUCCUAGUGAAAUCAGUCAGAUAUUUGAUGCCAUCAGUUAUUAUAAAGGAUCAUCUGUUAUACUCAUGUUAAGCAAUUAUCUCGGUGAAAAUGUUUUCUUAGCAGGUGUGAGACGAUAUCUUAAAAAACAUGAAUAUGGAAAUGCGAGUACAAAUGAUUUAUGGGAUUCUUUAGCCCAAGAAAGUGGAAGAGAUAUUAGUGAAUUUAUAUCAGUAUGGACUAGAAAAGUUGGAUAUCCGGUUUUAACUGUUACAGAACCGAGUCCCGAUACAUUGAAUAUUUCUCAAUCUCGUUUCCUUUCUACCGGAGUAAUUGAUCCGGAAGAAGAUAUUACAACUUGGUGGGUUCCACUCAGCAUAGAUGUUGGAUCAGGAGAUUAUAAAGAUUUUAGAGAUGUCGUUCUAACGCAAAAAGAAAAAUCCUUGAAAUUACCACCACCAGUGAAGAAGGGUAUGUUAGAAACAAGUGAUCGCGUAGGAUUAGUUGCUGAUGCAGGAGCUUUAGCCACAAGUGGUCACGGAAAGACAAGUGGAUUAUUGAAUCUUAUUAAAGAAUUUGACAAAGAAGAUCAAUACAUCGUAUGGAUGGAAAUUAGCAACUGCUUGAGUGAUUUGACAUCUGUUUGGUUUGAGCAGCCCGAUUACCAGGGUCUUUUAGCUUUCCAAUGUGAUUUGCUUUCUGAAUUAGUCCGUAAAUUGGGUUGGGAAUAUUCGGAUGAUGAUGAUUACUUGACUACUAUGUUGAGGACAUUAGUCAUUAAAAUUGCAGGUAAAGCCGGAGAUAAGGACGUUGUCAAUGAAUCACAUCGUAGGUUUAAAUUAUUUAUAAAAGGUGAUGAAUCCGCUUUACAUCCAAACAUCCGUGGAGCCGUUUAUGAGAUAGUAUUGAUUCAUGGUGGAGGCGAAGAAGAAUUUGAGGCCAUAUUGAACCUUUAUAAAACCGGCAAGAUUGCAGAUCAAAGGAUUAUAAUAUUAUCUGCACUAGGGCAUGCACAACAGGAAAAUCUGAUCCAAAGAGCUUUGAAUUU